AUGGUUGAUGAACUCUUGGAUGAGCUACACGGUGCAUGCUUCUUUACAAAGCUGGAUUUACGAUCGGGUUAUUAUCAGAUUCGUCUCUUCGGGCCAGAUAUUGCUAAGACUGCUUUUCGGACACACGAUGGACAUUAUGAGUUCUUGGUCAUCCCUUUUGGACUUUACAAUGCUCCAGCUACUUUUCAAAGCUUAAUGAACGAUAUAUUCAGACCUCAUUUACGCAGUCUUUCUGAGCAUCUCAAGCAUUUAUCUAUUGUGUUUGAUAUUUUACGUUCUAAUCAACUGUUCGUGAAAGAGUCUAAGUGCACAUUUGCUCAAUAUUCUGUGGGAUAUCUAGGCCAUGUUAUCUCAUCUGAUGGAGUUUCCGUUGAGGAUGAUAAAAUUAAAAGUAUUACAUCGUGGCCCAUUCCUAACACAGUUAAAGAACUUCGAGCAUUUCUGGGUUUAGCCGGUUAUUAUCGCAAGUUUGUCAAGAACUUUGGCAUUAUCAAUUUUACAAAGGAUUUUUAUCUUGAAUGUGAUGCAUCUGGUGGUGGUUUGGGCGCCGUAUUAAUGCAGUCUGGCGGACCCAUUACUUACUACAGCAAGCCGCUAUCUGGUAAAAAUUUGAAUCUUUCAGUUUAUGACAAGGAAAUGUUAGCAGUCGUGUCUGCUACACGGGAAGAAAAUAUAGUUGUUGAUGCAUUGUCUCGAAUUCCAGGACCUCAGCUUAUAUCACUUUCAGCACCUAUAUUCUCUGGAGUACAUGCUACUGUCAAUGAAUGUCAUCAAGAUGAGGAAUACGGGUCACUUAUUAUUAAUUUGCGUGGUAAUUUGGAGUUUAAACGCAAUUUUACGUAUGUGGAUGGCAUACUAAGAUAUAAGCAAAGGAUUGUGGUUGUUUCUUCUUCCUCGUGGUGCUCCAAAUUACUUGAGGAAUUUUACACAACCCCAUUAGGUGGACAUUCAGGUUACUUACGAACCUUCAAGCGACUACAACAAAAAUUUUAUUGGAAAGGCAUGAAGCAUUCGAUUAAGAAGUUCAUUGACCGUUGUGACAUUUGCCAACGGAACAAGUCUGAAUCAAUAGCUCCCCCUGGACUUUUGAAUCCCUUUGCUAUCCCUGCUGACGUGUGCCUUGAUAUUUCAAUCGACUUCAUUGAUGGAUUCCCAUUAUCUAAUAGAAAAAGCUCAAUUCUAGUUGUUUUUGAUCGACUAUCGAAAUAUGCGCAUUUUAUUGCUUUGUCUCAUCCUUAUUCUGCUAGCACAGUUGCUGAAGUAUUUGUGAGAGAGAUAGUUCGACUUCAUGGGAUGCCCAAGAGUAUUGUCAGUGACAGAGAUGCGAUAUUCAUGAGCAAUUUUUGGACUGCUUAUUUUUCUUUGCAGGGUACUCAGUUAUGCCACAAUACGGCGUACCAUCCACAAUCAUACGGUCAGACUGAAGUUACUAACCGCACCUUAGAGUGCUAUUUGCGCUUCUUUGCUGGUAUGAAGCCAAAGGAAUGA
Messenger RNA from Papaver somniferum (opium poppy), 1488 nucleotides. RefSeq lists its product as uncharacterized. Gene Ontology annotation, molecular function: nucleic acid binding. Gene Ontology annotation, biological process: DNA integration. The transcript has 4 exons. The record is from RefSeq and is a predicted model, not a curated record. Bases 1 to 1488 code for a protein of 495 amino acids. Lineage: Eukaryota; Viridiplantae; Streptophyta; Magnoliopsida; Ranunculales; Papaveraceae.